UCCGAACUUCGAGCGGCGCGCGCGCAAACACGCGUUUCAACUGUGAAAGGCCGCAUGACUCAUACCUAACUAAACUAGUAAUGAACGAGUACGCCGAAUACGAUUGGAAACUGCAUCAGAUGCAAAAUGAACGGCUCUGUGAAGUGACUAGAAAACGACUCACAGACGGUGACAGACAACGGGCGCUUUUGGGCCUAAAAGAGGCGGUGGAUUCGAGCCUCAACCUCGCCCUACGAGACAAAAGCCGAUGUCAAGACGACAAUUUUUUGAGGAGAUUUUUGUACGCGCGUAAACACGACGUACAACAGAGUUUCGAGCUUUUGGUUCGUUAUCAUCAAUAUCGGCGGGAACAUGACGAGCUGUGGGCUUCGGCAGACGGGGGCGUGUUACGAGCGCUCGCCGACGGGUUGCCGGGUGUGUUGGCACAACGGGAUAGACGCGGGCGUUGUGUGCUCCUCGUGUUCGCCUCGAAUUGGUCUCCUCAAGCAUGCUCAUUAAUUUCAGUCUUUAGAGCUCUGCUUCUUACCAUUGAACGCACACUGGCGGAUAUCCAGAACCAAGCCAACGGAUACGUAAUUAUAGUGGAUUGGACCGAGUUCACCUUCAAACAAUCGUGCAGUUUACAAGCUAAGGUAUUGAAAAUGAUGAUUGACUGUUUACAAGAUUGUAUGCCGGUGCGGUUUAAAAGCAUUCACUUCAUCGGACAACCUUGGUAUGUUGAGACCGCUCUCGCCGUCAUAAAACCGUAUCUCAAAGCGAAGACACGGGAACGAAUAGUUUUACACGGUAACAAUUUGUCUACUCUCCAUGACGCUUUACCUCUUGAUAUCUUACCGGCCGAACUUGGAGGCGAAGGUCCGUCUUAUAAUUCAGAGCGUUGGCUCCAAGAGUUUUGUCGAAGUGAAAACAUUCCUACGACACUUACAACACCAGUGACAGCUAUAACAGUAGAGGACGACCUUCCAUCGGCGAAGCUAAACAAAGCCUAUAUACAAAAGGACAGUGCCAACUUUUCAUAUCAUGCUAAUGAGAAAAGUGCUAAAUCGGAGUUGCUACGUGAUAAAGAUUGACCUUAUCGGAAGCAGUGUCCGUGCAUAGUUAUAUAGACAGCUCCCUUCCUGGGCACGCCACCGGAAUAUCGAUACGUUUCGCGUGGUUCGGUAUACAUCAUGUGAUAUCAAGUGUAAUUUAUUUAUGUAUAAUACGAGAAUGCGCCUCGUAAAAAAAUGAAGUUUAAAAUAAAUUGGAUUAUCCGUUUGUAGUUUAACGGUAAAAUGCAUUUAUAUGGGCUCGGAUUAGGACGGUUUUUCUAGUUGGUUUAGUGAGAGUAACGAAUUCACAGCAGACAUCGCGGUCGGUUUGUCUUUGUUGUGUGGUGUAAGGAAUGAGUCAGAUGCAUUGAUCGGAUGAGUGGGUGUUGAUGAGACCGGAGCAUCCUCCACGUCCGGCUGGCAUCGAUGCGCCCGCACGUAACGGUGCACGCUCUCAUUUCGACGCGCAUCCGCUCACAACGAUCGUGAGCAAUUUAAUAAUUCCGUCCAUGUUUGAAUAAUAUUAAAUGUGAAAUUAUUACAUACGACCAAACCUUAUAAUAUUUAUUAUAGAUCGAAUACAUAAAAACAUGCUUAUCUUAUUUUAAUUAUAUUAAAUGUAGUUGUUUAAUGAUGAACUGUUACGAUGCAAAAUAUACGAAAGCUUCACAGUAAGCAUAAACUGUGAGAUGGUACCUAAAAUUUAUGCUCUGAUGGUUUUUCAUGUGUAAGUACGUACGUAAUAAGUUGUACUACUCGAUUUGUUUUUGAAAAAUUAUCGCAUAACGGGUUUAAUCAAUUGUAAUAUUAUUCGUAAACGUCUUACGAAAUUACCUUUCAAUCAAAUAAGCAAUGAAACUUGAAACAUUCAGUGUGACAUUUGCAAACAGACAAAACAUAAAACAAUACCAAAACAUCAGUUCCAUCUAGUAUUGUAAGAAUAAAAUGAUAAUUACUUUAGAAUAUUUCAUUUAAAUUAUUAUUUUAAACUUUAAAUAAUUACUCUUAGAUGCAUUAAUCAUGAGGCUUUCUGCGCAUUUACUAUCAAAUAGUCUGUUUAAAUGCAUAUUUACGGUUUUUUGCAUAUGCGUGCUUGCGAUAAAAAAAACUAGUUAAGGACUCUAGACUGCAUAAAGCUAAAACGUUGUCUCUCAAAUGCUAACUUAUAAUGCGAUAUAAUGUUUAUUUUUCACGUUUGUGAUCUCAUAUAAUAUUAAAGAACUCAUCACUGUUUGGUCGUGGUUUCAUCGUAUCAAUAUUGACAAGUGAAUUUAUCGUUUUCGUUCAUUCCAAACACAAUAUUUGUCUGAAUUCCCGAGCGUCUAGAUGUAGACUUUGAAACAAAACUAAGAUAUUGUCAUUGAAACUGUUUAUAAUAUUGUACGUGUUAACAAAGAACGCAUGUGUACUUAAAAAAUUAUAGCAUAAAAAUUAACUCCAAAGUGCUCCUUACUUUAUACUUAAAUAAACAAAUAAGACUUGUUUACAUAUGAGUCGUCUAUUAACAAAGGUGGCAAUCUGUGCAUUUGG
Molecule: messenger RNA, 2561 nt
Organism: Bombyx mandarina (wild silkworm)
Lineage: Eukaryota; Metazoa; Arthropoda; Insecta; Lepidoptera; Bombycidae
Product: clavesin-1
Cellular component (GO): membrane
Molecular function (GO): phosphatidylinositol bisphosphate binding
Source: RefSeq, a predicted model, not a curated record